CAGCCAAGCCAGCUAAAGCUUCUUCAUCACAGAGCAAAAAUAUCACCUGAGAUCAUGAAACUCUUGGUCGUCCUCCUCCUGGUAGCUUCCGCGGCUGCACGACCCGAAGCAGGAGGUGUGACUGCGGUGAGCACCCCAACUGCUACUGUAGGAGGAAUUGGUGUAGUCCCGGCGAACGCAGGAGUAGGAUACGUCCCGGCGAACGCAGGAGUAGGAUACGUCCCGGCGAACGCAGGGGUAGGAUACGGAGGAGUCGGCCUAGGCGUCGCCAACCCAGGUCUCGGUCUAGGCGUCGCCAACGGAGGUCUAGGUCUAGGCGUCGGGAACGGACUCGGCGUUGUUACGGUCAUUCCCGCGUACUCGCCCGGAGGCCUCGGUCAAGGGGUUGUCCCCGGAUAUGGUCUUGCCUUGGGACUUGGCGGUGGCUUAGGAUAUGGCUUAGGCUACGGCAUAUACAAUGGCAUCGGCUUGAACAACCUUGGUAUUAAUAAUCUUGGUAUAAACAAUCUGGGUAUUAAUAAUCUCGGUAUAAACAAUCUAGGUAUUGGCUCUAUUGGUACUGGUUACGGACAGGCUUGGUAGGCACGGAAGGCAGGAUUCCUCCUCAGGUGCAAAUUUCAGUUAUGUUAUUAUUUAUUUAUCGAUGGAACGAACGUAUUCACUACGCUUAUAACUUAUGACUGGGCGACGAUGCUUUAUUUAUCGAUGAAAUAUAUUCCAUAUGUUGUGAGAGAUUUCAUUUGAAGUUCCUGUAUAUAUACUGAAAAAUGAUAGCA
This is a messenger RNA of Macrobrachium nipponense, 776 nucleotides long. Its product is annotated as elastin-like. Bases 55 to 582 code for a protein of 175 amino acids. The transcript is spliced from 2 exons. The record is from RefSeq and is a predicted model, not a curated record. Lineage: Eukaryota; Metazoa; Arthropoda; Malacostraca; Decapoda; Palaemonidae.